AUGACAGCCUCACAGCAGCAAACCUCGACACCAUCGACGCCUACACCUCCAUCACAACCCCCCAGCGCAUCAGACACACCCACCAGUCUCGGGUCCACCCCAACCCAAACACCCAUGGCCCUCCCCCGCCCCCCACAACGCCUCCUCUUCAUCGCCUCAAUAGGCAACCCAGCACCAUACCGCACAACCCGCCACAGCGCCGGCCACAUCCUCCUCGACACGCUCACCCCCUCCCUCCGCUCCCGUCUCGGCGCCCCACUCUCCCCCUACUACACGACCUUCUACAGCCCCUCGCUAAUGAACAUCUCCGGGCCGAAGGUAGUCAAAAACAUGUCCAAGUGGCUCGCAGCUCGCGAUAGCCUCGCGCUAGAUCUCCCCGGCGGACCGUUACCCGUGGCUGCGAGUACGGGAUACCCAGCUACGCUGGUGCUUCUGCACGACGAGCUUGAGGCGCCGCUGGGCAAGGUGCGGGUGAAGCGGGGCGGGGCGGAGAGUGCGAGUUUGAGAGGACAUAGGGGGUUGAGUAGUGUUUUUGAGACGUUGAGGGGGAAAGGGUUGUUUCCGGGGAAGAGGGGGCAGGGGCAGAAGGGGAAGCGUGAGGGGUUGGCGAGGGAAUUGGAUGUUUUGAGGGUUGGGGUUGGGAUUGGGAGGCCUGUGGGGAGGGAGAAGGAUUCUGUUGCGGAGUAUGUUUUGACGGAGAUGGAGGGGAGGGAGUUGGAGGCUGUUUCGAGGGCGGCGGAGAGUGUGGUGAGUGUUUUGGAGGAGGAGAUGUGUCGAGUUGGUUGA
Molecule: messenger RNA, 786 nt
Organism: Penicillium daleae
Lineage: Eukaryota; Fungi; Ascomycota; Eurotiomycetes; Eurotiales; Aspergillaceae
Product: aminoacyl-tRNA hydrolase
Exons: 1
Coding region: 1-786 (261 amino acids)
Molecular function (GO): peptidyl-tRNA hydrolase activity
Source: RefSeq, a predicted model, not a curated record